Molecule: messenger RNA, 1638 nt
Organism: Lagopus leucura (white-tailed ptarmigan)
Lineage: Eukaryota; Metazoa; Chordata; Aves; Galliformes; Phasianidae
Gene: KLHDC8B
Product: kelch domain containing 8B
Exons: 6
Coding region: 149-1213 (354 amino acids)
Molecular function (GO): protein binding
Source: RefSeq, a predicted model, not a curated record
AGAGAAGCGGCGGCGCUGAGCGGAGAGCGGCGGAACGGGCAGCGAGGAGCUGGGCGGCAGCCGAGUCAAGUCCCACCACUGCCGUGGGCCGGAUGGGUGGCACGGUGGGGCUUGGGCCCGGGGACCCCCAGGGUGGCUGAGCCAUCCCAUGGCGGCAUCAAGUGCGGGUGCCUUUGCGUGGGUCUCCUUCCCCUCCAUGCCCACACGGCGCGUGUACUGCAGCGCGGCGCACCACGAUGGGCAGCUCUUCGUGCUGGGUGGCUGUGGAGGCAGCGGGAGAGCCCUGGGAGCAGCCGAGGUGCUUGACCUCCAGGCCCAGCGCUGGACCGCGCUCCCUCCGCUGCCCACGCCACGGGCUGGUGCUGCCACCCUGGCUGUGGGCAAACAGAUCCUGGUGGUGGGCGGUGUGGAUGCCUCGCAGAGCCCCCUCGCCUCUGUCGAGAUCUACCAUGUGGAUGAGGGCAGGUGGGAGAAGGCGGCAGCGCUGGCACAGCCCUCCAUGGGCAUCGCGGCCGUGCAGAGAGAUGGUGCCGUCUAUGUUCUGGGGGGAAUGGGAGCAGAUACCUCUCCGCAGGCGCUGGUUCGCGUCUAUGAGCCGGCGAAGGACCACUGGCAGCCGCUGCCCUCCAUGCCCACACCAUGCUAUGGGGCCUCUGCCUUCCUGCAGGGCAACAAGAUCUUCGUCUUGGGGGGCCGGCAGGGCAAGCUGCCCGUCACCGCCUUUGAGGCUUUUGACCUGGAGACAAAGAGCUGGACGCGCUACCCCAGUGUGCCCAGCCGCCGCGCCUUCGCCUCCUGCGCCAUGGCUGACAGCGUCUUCUUCAGCCUAGGGGGGCUGCAGCAGCCAGGGCCACACAACUUCUACUCCCGACCACAUUUCGUUAACACCGUGGAGAUGUUCGACCCCGCGCAGGGUGCGUGGAGCAAGCCCAGCCGUGCCAUCCGCAUGAGGGAGAAGAGAGCUGACUUCGUUGCUGGCUGUCUGGGAAGAUACGUGGUCGCCAUGGGUGGCCUUGGGAACCAGUCGUGCCCGCUGGACUCAGUGGAAGGGUUCAGCCUCACACGGAAGAGGUGGGAGCUGCUGCCCCCCAUGCCCACUGGCCGCUGCUCCUGCUCCAGCUGCCCAGCCCCUGACCUGCUCUUCGUCAUCGGUGGAGUGGCCCAGGGCCCCAGUGGAGCUGUUGAGGCUCUCUGCCUGCGUGAUGCACCCUGACAAUGGCUCUUCGGCCUGGGGAGCAGCCCCAGCAGAGCAUCAAGUGCCUGAAGACGGGGACAGGGUGUGCAGGGCUCCAAGAAGCUGCCGUCCCGUGAUACCAAGUACUGCAGCAGCGUACUGCAGCAGCCACGGUUUCUUGCAACGCACCAGAAACCCCUCCAGGCUCCCACAGCAGCGGAGUCCAGGGGCAAAACCUGGUGCCCAGGGUGGGACAAGGCUGCUGGCAUGGGGAGCCAUGGAGGUAGGGCUGUCGCUGGCCAUGCUGCCCCAUCCAGCCCCGUGUCCGUGCCGUGUGUGUAGCAGUGAGUGCUGUGUCGUUGUAGACCCAGUCGAUGUCUCAUGUAGCGCAGAGGUGCCCUGUAGCUCAGUGCCUAGGAGGUGAUGUAGCACCUCAAAUAAAUGAAACGUGAAGUUUUAGCUUA